CAAAUUUGGUGUCGUGUACGAUUGAUGGCUCUCAAUCACUCCAACCACAGAUUCCUAUGAAUGGACCCAAAAGUGUGGACUACCGGCACCGGUUCCCCAGGUUGGAAUUUUGAACAGAGAUAAUAUAAUAUGUCUUGCUGUUAGUUAUGCCAAAGGGUGCACUCCCUUCUGGAAAAAUUAAUCUCUCCAAUUAUGUGUAUGGGUGCGGUAGACUCCGGUAUGUUGGAAUACAGGCUGAGGAUUUACUUUUGCUUUUAGCAAUAAGCACCACCCGAAUCGCUCGUAAUAAAUUGUACCCCCAUCAAGACGUGUUCUGGCUGCUGGGCAGAUCAGAACCUCGACCACACCACAAUCUUCCUAGAGCUAGGCGCGAAAAGCACCUGAACCGCCCCCCCUUCGCCCUCGAGAAGAUACGGUAUCCUAACACAAGCGAAUCACCUAUUCGCCGCAUACACCAACAAACAAGGCUCGAAAUAUUACCCUGUUUCCGGAUUAAACACCUUGCCAUACAGGGGAACAACUCGCACUGCAGCUCUUGAAACUUAUGCUGUGCUCGAGUAGUGUAGGUCUCGAUAGGGGAUUCCCGGCGGGUACAAGUCUCUGUGGUUCUUCUGCUACAGUACGAGUACUUGGAGCUCGGGGUGAUUCAUUCACUUGACUGGGUGGUGCCGCUGCUUCCGAGUGAUAAGUUGGAGAUGCCAGUGACAAACAAAUUUCCCAUCAACUGGUAUCAGUAGCCUCCAACCCGGUCACUACUUCUACCUCUGGUGUGGUACGAUAGUCUUCGGAUUUUGUGACACCCUCUCAACUCGAGUAUGGAACCCGUAUCCCGAUCUCAACAUGGAAGUCCACAGCCCCACCACCCCAAGAAAGAGAAAACAGAAAACAAAAAACAAAAAAUGCACCAACCAUAACGGUGGCGCGCGCGCUUAAUUCUCGCGAGUGCAGCCUGUCAUGGCUAGGCAGCAAUACAGUACAGUGCCGUACAAGUACCCAGAACCCAUAGAUCCAAUUAUGGUUUGCCACUCAGCUUCGACUGAAGGUUCAUGCAUCCAUCUCGUCAUCCUAACCUCUUCUGGUGGUGGUGAUCCAGGGCCUUUCGACUCCACCCCAAGGAAGCUGCAAAGACCUCUUACAAAUAUGAUAAGGUUCAUAUUUCCUUAUUCUUAGGGGCUGAGCUAGUAUAUAAAGGGCACUUGUUGUCCCCCACCUUGGUCAAACAGCAAGUCCCCGCUCGAAUACCUCACAACACCCCAAAUUACAAUCUCCAAACCCCAAUACCAACUCCAUCAUCUUAUCUUAAGCCAAGCUCCCCCCCACACAAACGACCAUGUCUGGGCCCUUCCAAUCAUACAUUUCUGGCAACUACAGUGGCAACAGCGGGAGCAACAACACUUUCGGGAGUAACAACUACAACAAUAGUCACAAUACCACCAUCGGAAACCACAACUCGAACUGUGGCAAUACAAAUAAUUCGAACAAUAGUACCUGGAAUGCCGGCGGGAAUUCCUAUGACCAGAGACAGGAUUAUUCAGGACAGGACCGCCGAAAACAAAUCAAAAACAGUGGCACCUGGGUGGAGGGCGGUCAACACAGAACAACCAACGUUGCGGGACACGGCGGCUUCACGAAUAAUGGCGAUGGCCCCAUGAACAACAACGCUGAAGGUGGUUACAUGAAUACUGGCGAUGGCCCCAUGAACGUCAACCCCGGCAGUGGUUUCAUGAAUACUGGAAGCGGUAACAUGAACAACAAUACUGGCCGCGGCAACAUGAAUACUGGCAGUGGCAAGCAAUACAACACUGGAACGAUCAAGGGUAAUCCCGUUUACAACUAACAUCGCUGCUGGGUGUUAAGGAUUCUUUUUCCUCAUUUGGGGGUGUGAAACUCUAUGGAUUUCUCGCCGCCACUGUUGCCGUUUUCUGGUGGUUUCUAGUAGCGCAGUAAAGUCGAAUUGUUCAUCUUCUCCUUCCUUCCUGUCAUCUUUUUCUCCUUUGGAAGGUUUUCUCUGGUGCGUUCUUGGGUCUAGUUCGGGGGGCUUGUUUUUUUUUUUUUUGGGGGGGGGGGAGAAUUUCAAUGAUUUCGUUA
Tuber melanosporum (Perigord truffle) is the source of this 2088-nucleotide messenger RNA. RefSeq lists its product as uncharacterized. The transcript is spliced from 3 exons. Lineage: Eukaryota; Fungi; Ascomycota; Pezizomycetes; Pezizales; Tuberaceae. The coding region runs from base 1331 to 1837 and encodes 168 amino acids. The record is from RefSeq and is a predicted model, not a curated record.